AGGUGGCGUACAACGUUUACGCGCAAGUAAGGAAAAGCGACCCGCAGCUGUCUGUGAGAGCCGCAUGUCGGAAAGUCAGCGAGCUCACUGGUGUUAGCGAGCGCAGUGUCUUCCGGAUUAAGCUCGACGUUAACAGUGGAACCCUGAAGUCACCGAAGCGCAAGCGCCUGCGCCUCCCCGCCAUGGAUGACCGUGCGAAAACCGGGAAGACAAGACUGGAGCUUCACGACAGCUUCUCCCUCGCAGCUCUACGAAGAAAAGUGCAUCAAUACUUUCUGAGGAAUGAACUCCCAACAGCUGCAAAACUGGCUCAAGAUGUAACCAGUGACAUGAACAUGCCUAAAAUGAGCGUGCGAACGAUGCAAAGGCUGCUUAACAAUAUCGGCUUUUCCUUUCGCAAACGGAAGAGAAACUGUGAGCUUUUGGAAAGAGACGACAUCAUCACGUGGCGACGGCGGUACCUGCGUACCAUCCGACAACUUCGCGCUCAAAAACGACCCAUAUACUACCUUGACGAAACCUGGGUCAACGCCGGACACACAAAGAAUAAAGUAUGGGAAGACGCGAACAUCACGACACGAGAGGAGGCCUUUCGGCAAGGCCUGACCACAGGGCUUCGCGCACCAAGCGGCAAAGGUGGCAGGCUCAUCCUUUUGCACGCCGGCAGUGAGGACGGGUUUCUGAAUUCUGCAUGCCUUCUCUUCCGAGCUGCAAAACGAUCUGGGGACUACCACACCGAAAUGGACGGGCCGCGCUUUGAGCAGUGGUUCGGUGAACAACUUUUGCCCAAUAUCAAGCCGUGCAGUGUCAUUGUAAUGGACAACGCACCGUACCACAGCGUCCGCCUCGAGAGAGUUCCAACAUCGUCAUCUCGAAAGGCUGACAUUCAGUCGUGGCUGACAGAAAAGAACAUCGCGUUUCACAAGACCAAUUGA
This is a messenger RNA of Rhipicephalus microplus (southern cattle tick), 935 nucleotides long. RefSeq lists its product as uncharacterized. Lineage: Eukaryota; Metazoa; Arthropoda; Arachnida; Ixodida; Ixodidae. The record is from RefSeq and is a predicted model, not a curated record. Gene Ontology annotation, molecular function: nucleic acid binding.